UUCUCCUCGUCCUUGUCGUGCAAGGCAGAGUUAUGAUGUCGUGCAAGGGCAACAGUUCAAUACUUCGUUUCAAGUUGUUUAACUGCAUCGCAAGUCGAAGUGAUUAUCCUUAUCACUAAAACUCGCAGGUUGCAGUUUUCAGUUUCAUCGUGGUUGCUCUCAGCAAUCGGCGCACGAACUAAAAAACCUUCAAAUUAAACUUUUUUAGGGAGAAAACCACUUUAUCUUCUACUCUCUGCUCCACCUCGGACGUAGUUCAAGUAACGCUUUUUAAAGUAGUUUUGUACACGUUCACACAUAAUUGACAUCUUGAUAAAAUCAGAAUCCUUCGUGUUCGUCCCCCUCAAGAACCGAUCGUCUCCAACAUCUAGAACAUCGGACGAUGAAGUUCUUCACCCGGAGGCGCUCCACCGUGGCCCGCGUGGCCGCGCUUCCCCUGGCGCUGUCCACCUUGCAGCUGUUUCAUCAUCUUCACCAGACAGCCGAAGCGCAUUCGACGACCCUCGUGACGAACAAGUUGCGCAGGAGCAGCGGCUCUGGUCGUGCAGCUUUGGAUUCUCGCAAGGGAGAUCAUGGGGCAGCUCUUCCGAAGCAGAACCUGCUGCAGAUGACUAAGGCCGCAGCUGCGAUGGUGACUUCUAGCCGCAAAACCAGCCGUGCCAUUGGAGAUACAACAACUGAAGAUGACGUGGCUAUUGACUCUGUCCUGGGCGACGGCGAAGAUGAACAGAAGAACAGCAACAGCACUGCUUUGGUUGCUUCGUUUUCCACUGUUACAACUCGUGUUUCCCACAAAAUGUGGUACACCGCUCGGCAGCAGAAACGCCUGCAGACGCGGAUGAGUGAAUCGGACGACCCAAAUUACGACCUUUCCUCCGGAAUUGAUGUGACCAAAAUCGCGGAAAUCAUCAUACACGCCGCGGUUGCUUUUUCGGAAGUGGAAGAUCCCGUUCAGUACGUGAUCGACAAAAUCCAGAAUGCAACCUUCGGGAGCCUCGCCGCGAAGGCCGAGUGGUUUGUGGACGAAUACCAACCGUUGGUGUUUGCAAUGCUGAUAUCAAAUGUAAAAAUGUCUGGGUCUGGAAAGUUGGAACUUGUGAUGCUAACUUUGGACUCUAAAAAAAUCUGUAUUGCAUGACCAGCAAGAGGAGCCACAUUUUUGCUACGCGAGGAGGGAAUUUGUCAUGCGGAAAUGGCAUCAGGAAGCUUUACAAAAAUCUGUGAUGCUGGGUCAUGCAUUACAAGCAUCAUGGGUCAUGCCAGACAAGCAUGCCAAGCCUUCCAUUCUUCCAGACCCAGACAUUUUUACAUUUGAUAGCUGAAGUACGCCAUGGGCGAGGACGACCCCUGGGUGGACUGGAUGAUUCAAAUGUGGGACGACAUCCGCGGGUUUCUGUCCGCGCUGAUGGGAAGCGCGCUGGGGGAGGCAAUCGAGGGGAUUUCCAUGUCCGAUGUUUUCACGAAGUUGCCGAUCGACGGUCUCGUGACGACAACUUCCUCGUCCUCCAUGCUGCAAACCUCUCGUCGUGCAAACGAUUCCUCGCUUUUGUUGGCCGCGAACAAAACCGUCCAAACGGUCCCGCACGGUUUGAGCCCCGCGCUGGAGAAGCUUGCCGGAAUGGAACUCUUCAAGCAAGAUGGUUUCAAGAACGCCUGGCAGGCGCUCAAGCCUAUGCUCGACAACCUGAUGCAAAGCGAGGUCGGCCAGAUGUUUUUCAGCGCGAGCGUCGCGCGGAUCAUUGAGGAAGUGAAAAACAGCGUGAAGAGCUUUCUCGCGAUGUGCCAUGAUUUAGAUUUUGACGCGAUCGUGGACAAGGGUAAGGCGUUGAUCAAACAUUCGGUCGGGAAGGUGGCGGACUGGCUGGAGGAUUGCACGGGACUGGAUUUGGCCCACGUGGAAGCCAGUUUCAACAAUUGGGCCGAGGAGAAGAUGGACGAGGUUGGUGAUUGGGCAGAGGACGCAUACGAUUCUGCGUCUGAAGCGUGGGAAGCGGCGCAGGGGGGAUGGGAUUCUAUGUAUGACUACUGGACUGGGUCAGACGACGAAGGGGAUGAACACGGGAGACGGUCGGCGGCGUUUUUGCAAAAACGGCCUCACGCUGUGGAGCGGCAGGAGCUUGAUGUUCUCAACCGCAAGACCACAACUUCCACCGAUGGAGGUGCAAGUCGUCCCCGCGGUGGUCGUGGGAGCAGCAAAAUGUCCUACUUAGAAAUGCACGCCAAACGCUUUGAACGGAAACUGGCCAAGGGAGAAGGUAGUUUUGGCUUUGUUUUUAUUUGUCAACGUAGACUUAUCAUGGUUGGAGAAAAAUACCAUAGUAUGUAGCCCUUAUUCCAUUUCCACAGUGACAGUGACGUCUUUUCACUCACUCUAUUAUGAAAAUGCAGAAUUUUUGUCACUGCGUUACUUCUUCGCAAUCGUAGAUUUGGUACUCUACUACUUCUGCGUAUUAAACACUUGUUGUUUGAGACGAGCACCUUGUAUCCGAAUAACUGUAUACAAAUCCAACAACUCGACUCUCAGCCCGCAGCAGCGGUGAGGCGAAGCUGGAUGCGACGCUGCACAAGAUCUGGCGAGAGGCGCACAAAAAGCACCAGGCGUUUUUGCAGCGGCCCGAUCCGCUGAAACAACUGGUGGAGGUGGAAAUUGAAAACGAGUUGGACGAGUCGAACCCGUGGAACGGAACUGCAAUGGAACCGCUGAAAAAAUCGAAAUCCACUACGACCAAAACAAAGCGGACCAUGACGCAGGGGCAAUUUUUGCAGUUGAAACAGCAAACCUCGAUCCAGAAGAUGGUCCGCAAAGUAGUCGUUGCCAAAACCACGACUACCGCGGGGAAGAAGAAGAACAAGAAAACUACGGUUUUCUCCGCGGAAGAAGCGGACUACGAGCCGCUCCAGCUGGUCGAUUCCAACAGUCUGGUGACCUCGAUCACGAACAAAGUGAACGCGAUGCUGACCAUGCUGAGCCCGAAGAUGACCAAGCACCUGGUGACCAUUGCCGUGCGGAUGUUUUUAUGCUGUGCAAAAGUAUCGUGCUCGUAUGAAUGCAUUACAAAUUUUUUCAGCAUGAGAAAGGAAAUUUGUAAUGCUAAGUUGCCUUAAGAACAAGAUUUGUAAUGCAUGAUUGUAAUACCAAUACGAGUACGAUACUUUUGCACAGGAUAGUUUUUUAUGACGAUUUACAGCCAACUGGUCCAGUUCACGGCGCAGCUCGUCGGGGACGCGCUGUAUCCUGAGUAAAAACGUCCCCACCCCACCAGAGUUGUCAUGCAAAAACGCAUGCGCAAAAUGUUUCUCAUGCGGGGCCCCAUGACAGGUAUUUUCUAGUCGUGUAGUGUUUUGGAAUUUGUGAUGCUCCAAUCAGCAUGGUAGGCUAGAUUUGUGAUGCUUCUGAACGAGGUGAACAGGAUUACAGUACGAAGGCCGAACUUGUCAUGCGCAACGCCUUAAGCUUGUAGAUUUGUCUAGCAGAUUUCCCAUCGUGACCAUGGGGUGGGGAUGUUUUUACUCAGGAUACGCUGUCCGGGUUAGUUGGCGCGGUCAGUCCGGUCUCGUUCAUAGGUUCCCUGCUCGGGCCGGUGAUUAAUCUCGCGAUGAUGGAGGUGGGCCGCGGGUUGGAAAAUCUGAUCAUGCCGAUGUUUGAAAAAGCCCUCAUGCCGUUGAUGCCGGAGGUGCUGACCGGGCUGGUGGAAAGCAUGGCCGGGUUAUCACGAGGAAAAAUCCCCCCUCCCCAUAUCAAAAGGAAGUUUCUGAUGCUGGAUUUGCGUAUACAAAUCAGGUUUGUCUUGCAGUAAAGGACAGCAGGCUCCUGCCAAGGCUGAGUAGAGAGCUUUUGGCCUAGGCACUUAGCAUGAGAAACGUGUAUGCUGUAGGCCCAACAGCAUCACAGGCCGCCUGCAUAAUGCGGCGGAGGCUGCGGAGUUGUCUUCUUGCAAGACAGACGUGAUUUGUGGUCUCAAAUCAGCAAGACAAACUUUCGAAAACAUACCUUGUCGAUAUGGGGAGGGGGGAUUUUUCCGCGCAAUACGGGUCCCUCGUGGGCGGUGACACGUUGGCCAUGGUGGACAAGCUGGUCGGCAACGAGGGCCGGGACGAGCUUGUGGCGGGUACCGACGAGGAAAACCAGGGAACAAGUUCGCUCCUGCAAGAAAAGCAGAAAUUUUUGCCUUGCUGUGAUGGGGCCGAGGAAGCCGAGGACACCAAGACCUACGAAACGGGUGCAGAAGUAGAGCCUCUUUCCGAACCCGAAGAUGCUAAAACGCCCCGCCCCAACGCCCCCUUGGUCGACGAAGCGGAGCUCCGAUCCAGCAUGACUGCGAUGAUUGACGCGGAGACGGGGAAGCUCCAGCAACAACUGAAGGCCGAAGGGUAUGAGAACGUCCCAGAGUCUCCUACUAUCGCCGGGGAAAAUGAAAUGCAGGCGAAAAUGGUGGAAACCAUGGAAAAAUCGCUCGUUUCUGUCUCCGCUGAAGGGACAACGGCCACAAGUGCAGCUUUCACCGAACUCGGCGGUACAAAGGCGUCAAAAAGCCGCAAAAAAAUCCAACAAGAGCAGCAGCAGAAACUCGCCACGCAGUUGUCCAACCUGCAUUCCAAAGUGCAGGAGAAGCGGAGAGCCGAUGCGAACUACGAGGCGGAGAGCAACAUGCUGAUCGCGUCUGUGAAGUCGUCUUUCAACUACCUGAAGGAGCACUACAUCCCCUCUUGCCCCGACGACAAGAAGGCCACGGCGACGCUGGUGGCGCAGCCGCUCGAUUUGACCAGUGUCGACGCGACUUCCUACCCCGAAUGGGCGGAAUUCCAGAAGUACCUGAAGGCGGCGGGGGCGGUGCAAAUGGAGGGGUCUGCGAAAGGUAUUGUGGUUGUAAGUACCCGAAAUCAUGUUGACACAUGAGAUGACUCUUCCUAUCUUGAUUUCGUUUGUGAAGUAAAUAACGUCAGCUACAUUCGCGCUUUUUGUGGUCUUCUGGUACAGUCAGUGUUCUUGUCCUUCACGCCUCGAAAAGAAUUCUAAAUCCUAAAACCCUAAUUCCAGCCGCUUGAUCCGUAUAAGAAAAGACAUAGGUCGUCGUGCCUUUGCAGCUCCUUCCAAGGGGCAGCUGUUGUAACAAAGGCAAAUGCAUAUGAGCAUGUACGCUAUUCGUACGAUUUUAACAUCACUCAGGCUUGAUGAAGAAGGUGAUUGACCAGGUGGGCAGCGGCUUGUUCGAACUUGUGAUGCCCAUUCUGGUUUCGGUUCCUCUCGUUGGAAAUUUUGUGUCGACGCUGAAGCCUGCGAUCCACGCCGCCUUCCACGUCUUAUCGGGCUUGAUUGCGAAAGCUUCGGACUCGUUGCAGGAGUGGCUAGAGAAGGACGGGAAAGCGCUGGCAGAAAAACUGAUGAACCUGUUUCUGGAGCGGGUCCCGUGCCUGGAUGUCUUGCAGAAGAUGGAAGACUGGUUGUUGCAGCAAGAAGACAUGGACACCAUGACGGAUGCGGCGCUCAAAGUGGCGGACGGAAGUGCUGCUGCAGCUGCGGGCUCGUUUUUGCAACAAAUGCCGAUGAUCACCGCGUCCAAGAUGAAGUCUGAAGACUACAGCAAGCCCCUUCUCCAGUCCGAUCGCUUGCUGCUGAAAAAGUCCUCUGCAGUUCAAUUGCCCCUGAUUGCAGCAGGUGAGAAGAACGGUGCCGAUCUCGCGCUCACCAACACGGAUCAUGACGACGAUGAUUUUUCAGCGGACAGCGUCCUCACCGUGAAACUGCUGCGCAAGCUUGACAGCGACCUGGCGGGGAACAGCUUUUACCAGAUGAAGGAACACCAAGCGGGAAACAACAAUUUCACUGCCGUUGACUGGGGCUCGGAGUACCGCUCGUUUUUGGAAGUACAAGCCGCUUCGAAAAAAAGUACCACGUCAAACAAGCAGGGACGUCGAGAACAGAGCAAGCAAGAAGUGGCUGCACGGGUCCUGCUGACCAAGGAACAUCAGCAGCUGCAAAAGCAGAAGAUUGAUUUUGACAUGUUCAAAACAGCCUUCGAGAGUGCCAAGUCGCAGUUUGGCAUCGACGGGCUCAUCAAGGAAACCGACUUCAAUUCGAUCAUCAACUCUGUGAUUCAAUUUGCGAAAGAGCACUUCACGAAGGCGCUGAAGUGGUUCCUGGACACCACCAUGCUGGGGACCAUGAUCCAGAUGUUUUCCAAGGCGCUCGGGAAAGCGUUUGUGCACGGGAUCCAGGUCUCCAUUCCGAUGUUAAAACAUUUGCAAACGAUGGCGAAACUGGGAACCGCGUUCGGCAUUGAGGGCGCCGAGCAGCUGUCGCAAGUCGGCGACAUGAUCCCGACCGUUGCUUCCUCCAUCAUGCCGAUGCUGGUGCAGGCCUACUUUUUCGAGAAGGAAGCCCAGCACGACCUGAAAAUGUUGGUGGACAAAGUCCUUUCCCCGCCGGCGAUUGACGGCGUUUUCAACGCGACGGAAUAUGUGGUGGAGAGUGUCAAGAACUCUGGGGCGUUCAAAGCGCUCACGGACUCGAUGGACGACGCCUGGGAAUCUCUGGAAACGGCCGUGAUGGGAAGCUAUGCAGUGUUUUUUGCAAAUCCGUGUUCAUCUGGGAGUCUGGAAAUGAUUUGUGAUGCGACUCGAUGCGGAUGAUUUUCAUUUUGAUAUUUGAAGAAUAGCAGCUCGAAGCCGCAUGAAAACAUUGACAAAUUGCAUUUUUGCAUGAGACACAACAACAAGGAGUGUCGGUGUAAGUAGCUACCCCUGCGUACGUCGAUCCAUGACAGAUUCUUAAGUUUUCUCGUCCUGCUGUUAGCCAAGCACUAGCACUACAUCCAGACCCAGAUGACUAAAGAAGAACAUAUUUGCAAUGGAUACAAACAUUUUCCCCGACCACGACAUGGUGACCGAAUCAACCCUAUGAAAUGUAAAAAUAUCUGGGUCUGGAAGAUUGCCAGGCUUGUCAUGCACAUUUUGCAUGACUCCUGAUGUCUGUGAUGCAUGCCCUAACUCACAGAUUUUGUGAGGGCUUCCUGAUGCCUAUACCGCAUGACAAAUGCUCUUUCCGUGUAGCAAAACUUGGACUCUCUUUGCUGCUCAUGCAAUACAGAUUUUUUUAGAAUCCAAAAUCAGCAUGACAAGUAGGAUUCUUCCAGACCCAGACACUUUUACAGUUGAUAAACCCCAACGGUCGCUUUUGAACUUGGGGAUUUGAAGGAAGAGACCGGUGUGACCGCUUGUCCCGCGGGCUACGAAGCGUUGACCGACUCGGACGAGUGCAUUGCGGCGGAGAAGCUGUUGUACCCAGAUCUGGUAUCAAAUGCAAAUAUGUCUGGGUCUGGAAGGUUGGAAGACUUGUCAUGCAGGUUUUCCAUGACGCGUGAGGUCUGUCAUACAUGACCCAGCAUGACAGACUUUCCCCGACCUCUAUCAUGCCUCGUCUGCAUGAGAAACUCCCUCUCAACUUGGUCAAAAGUGGACAGCUUUUGGCAAUCAUGCAACACAGCUUUUUGCACCAUCCAGAAUUAUUAGCAUGACAAGUUGCAUUCUUCCAGACCCAGACAUAUUUGCAAUGCAUAUCUCCCAAAGUGGAGCAACGUUGCCGUGCAGAACAUUCGCGUCAUUAACAACAAGGAGCUUCCGUUCGGCUGCCUGAAAACGGUACCCGAGGGAAACUUCUAUGGUGGGACGCCGGAUGUCUGGCGGCUGGAAUUCAACCGGGAAAUGGAGGAUGCGGCGAAUCUGACGCCCGCGAACCUGAUCUGCGUCAAGAGCGACUCUGGUGCGUAAGUUUUGAUCGGCCGUUGCUACUUCAAUUUUUUCUUUUCAGAAAAUCGAAAAGGAGCAGAAACGAAGGGCGACGGGGAGGGAGUCGUGCCUUCUAAGUCGAGUGAGAAGUAGUCAAUGUUCAGAUUCAGAAAUUUAUUUUUGUUCCAGCUAAAUUUGUCUUUUACCACACUGUUGUCCAUACUUACGUUUUAGACGGGUUUCUUAUUUUUCCAAUAGAAGAUCAAGAUGAAGAUCAUCUCUUUCAAAUGGAAAGGAAAACCAACAAGAACAAAACCAAUCACGAUUGCACGCCAAAGCGUUUGAGUCACAUAGUAAACGCACAGCAUAAAAAGAAAUUAGUAAGUGGUCAAGCAACAUCUUUCACACGAUUAUCAACAUCAGUAGAUGAUAGAUUUACAUUUAGUUUUUAGGUUUGCAUAUAUAUAAUUUCGCACUCAUAAGUUAACUAAGUAGCUUUUCCGUAGCAUGAUUUCUCCUGCUCCAUACCGUACAACUGCUGCGCUUAUUCCUGUUGUAGCUGCAGCCCAGCAUAGUAAGUCUACGUUGCACGAUCCACUCCCACAUCGGAAAGAGACCGUCUGGAAGGACUUUUGAGGUUCAUGUCAUUCACAUUUUCUCAUGAAUUUACUUUGUUUUUUACUAGAACUAGAGUGGAAGUAGAAGUACCUGUUUCUAUCACGACCAGAUUUUGUUUCACCCGACCUAGCAUUCGUCCCCUAUGACAUGUGCUAGAAUUCAUUUCCGUCCCACAGCAGCAGCCGGAGAGUUUUGCAUGAAGUUGUAAGAGGAAACUGCAACUUAGAAGCAAAAUUCUGGACACGAAAUACGAAUGUCACCCUCUCUUUCUUUAUCGUUGAAUUUAGUUCACCACUACAUUCAUCCUCUUUUUUCAGGAAAGGAAACAGUUCUCG
Molecule: messenger RNA, 8678 nt
Organism: Amoebophrya sp. A120
Lineage: Eukaryota; Dinophyceae; Syndiniales; Amoebophryaceae
Source: the annotation of a GenBank genome assembly